UCUUCUCUUUCAUCUGCUCACGAUCUCUCGAUCUUCAAGACAAGUCAGCUUCAUUUGAUUACAUCAAUAUCUUAAUACCAUGGUCUCUAUAUCCUGGCCAACUCCGGACUUCCCUAAGAAGGUCGAAGAACUUAUAAUUGAGUUCUAUUCCCUAGCCGACAGCAAGGAGGAAACCACCCCGGAGAGGUUCGCCGCUUUGUUCGCCGAGGAUGGUAUAAUGUAUGGAUUGGCGGGAGCAUCUACGGGACGAGCUGAUAUUGCGGCCGCCCGGCCGAAGUCUUGGAAUAUGAUCGCGACACGAAAGCAUCAGCCUGUGAAGGUUUACAGCUUCAGGCCCGAUUACAGCGACGUCCUCGUCAUGGGACAGAUCUCUGCAACACUGACGAAUGGCAACUCUGUCUCCGUCGAGUACAUUGCGCAGUUCGUACUCAAAGGCGACACUAGCACAUCUCCAGUCAUCGCAUCAUAUAAAUCUUGGGCUGACUCUGCGCCAUGGUUCAAGGCUAUGGGAGUCAGGUGAUUUGAAGGCGUUUCUUUCCGUCAUACAGUAGCUGUCGCAUUAUUCCCACUCGCAAUUGAAGCGAAUCGAUGAUUUUUCUGGAACUGUUUACACCAAUGAAACCGCAGCCUGGCUGGG
This is a messenger RNA of Mytilinidion resinicola, 637 nucleotides long. RefSeq lists its product as uncharacterized. The record is from RefSeq and is a predicted model, not a curated record. The transcript is spliced from 3 exons. The coding region runs from base 80 to 520 and encodes 146 amino acids. NCBI's taxonomy places the organism in Eukaryota, Fungi, Ascomycota, Dothideomycetes, Mytilinidiales, Mytilinidiaceae.